Camelina sativa (false flax) is the source of this 573-nucleotide messenger RNA. The record is from RefSeq and is a predicted model, not a curated record. NCBI's taxonomy places the organism in Eukaryota, Viridiplantae, Streptophyta, Magnoliopsida, Brassicales, Brassicaceae.
UCCUCUUUGCCAAGUGUUUGCCACUUUAACAGAUCUUAUCAAGAAAGGCUAAUUUUGGAGAAGAUACUAUAAACAAAUAGAGUACAUGUCCAACAAAUUUACAUUCUCUUUGCCUGCUCCUGAUCUCUAACUCUGCUUUUAUUACCAGAAAAAUAAGAAUAAGAAAUUGUGUGAAGAGGAGUGGUCUUGAUUACCAGGAUGUCUCUUUCCAUCUACAUCACUCAUCUUCUCAUUUUCUCCUUGAUUUCCACAUGUGUUAUCUGCAACCAGGCGGAGGAUAAUCUUCUUCAAGGCCUAAACAGCCACCGAACUGCUCAAAAAGUUGCACCUUUUACAAAGAACGAGAAGGCUGAUUGUGUGGCCGAUGAGAUCGCUGACAAGCUCGAAGAUCAACCAUGCACAAACCACUCCACAGCCGGCACGGUUACUCCUGGGUCGGUCCCUCCGCAGUUAACGAACUACCAAGACAUUCUUUCUGAGUGCAAAAUCGACCCAAACACUACCCGUGACGGAUUGAUCUUACCAGUUUGUAUCCCUAACCGGAUCCCUACUCUGGCUUUAACUAAUUACACA